Molecule: messenger RNA, 2818 nt
Organism: Cicer arietinum (chickpea)
Lineage: Eukaryota; Viridiplantae; Streptophyta; Magnoliopsida; Fabales; Fabaceae
Product: PKS-NRPS hybrid synthetase cheA-like
Biological process (GO): cellular response to iron ion starvation; positive regulation of transcription by RNA polymerase II
Molecular function (GO): DNA-binding transcription factor activity, RNA polymerase II-specific
Source: RefSeq, a predicted model, not a curated record
GAAAACUAUUAUUUCAAUAAAAAAAUUAUAUUAUUUAGAAAAAUUGCAGAAAGGAAUUUAGGGUUCUCUGAGAAAGGGACUGAGAAGACAUUCACGAAGGUGUCGUUUUCCUUCAACCACCAACAUCAUCAAUUUCAGCAUCGUCGUCGAUUCUUCGAGAAGCUACAAGGUGUUUCACAACGGAGACUAAACCAAGGAUGGAAGAAACACAACCAGUAUUUAUAGAUUUAACUGAAGCAUUCACAACUGAUCAAAUUUUUGAGUCACGAGAAGCUGUCGUAUCAUGGGCAAGAGAGGUCGGCCGACAAAAUCGAGUAACAGUUAUCAUUACUCGAUCUGAUGUAGAUACCGGAAAGAGAGGAAGGAAGUCAAAAUUAAUUUUUGGUUGUGAUAGAGGUGGAAAAUAUAAGUCAAAUAAAAAUAACAAAGGUACUUCAACUAAAAGGUGUGAUUGUCCGUUUAAACUUAGGUCGAGACCAUUGAAAAAUGUUGAAGGAUGGAUUAUUAGUUUAAUAUGUGGACUUCACAACCAUGAGUUAGUAGAUACUUUUGAGAAUAAUGCAUUUACGAGACGCUUAAAAGAAGAAGAUAAGAAACAUGUUGACGAGCUGACAAAAUAUCACGUUGCACCGAGGCACAUCUUGUCAUCUUUGAGAGAUCGAGAUACAAAUAAUGUGGCUAAUAUCUAUCAAAUUUACAAGCGACGAAGUACAUACAUGAAGAAUUUGAAAGGACCUAUAAUUGAUAUGCAACAUUUGUUGAAGUUACUUGAAGUUGAGAAGUAUACUUGUUGGAGUAGGACUCAUGGAGACUCCAACGUUGUGAAGGACAUAUUUUGGACACACUCAGAUUUCAUAACUUUGUUGAACAUAUUUCCUCUUGUAUUGAUUAUGGAUAGUACCUACAAAACCAACAAGUAUAGGUUACCAUUGUUUGAAAUUGUUGGUGUAACUUCAACUGGGUUGACAUUUAAUGUUGCAUUUGCUUAUAUGGAUUCUGAACGUCAAGACAACUUUUGUUGGACAUUAGAGAAGUUAAAAGAGUUGUUUGUUUCAAACACUUCAUUUCCUCAGGUGAUCGUGACUGACAGAAAACUUGUUUUAAUGAAUGCAAUUGAAAUUGUAUUUCCAUCUUCAACAAAUUUACUUUGUCAACUUCAUAUUAACAAAAAUGUUGGAGCCAAAUGCAAACAAUAUAUAUUAAAGAAAGAUAUGCAAGAACCCAUUCUUGAGUUGUGGAGGAAAAUUGUUUAUUGUUCUGAAGAGAAGGAGUACGAGAAACUUUUGCAAAUGUUUGAGCAAACAUGUGUCGAUAAUAUUAUUUUUUUUGACUACGUCAGAGACACAUGGUUGAAUCCUUAUAAGGAAAGAUUUGUUGAAGCAUGGACCAAUCGAGUAUUGCAUCUAGGAAAUACUACGACUAAUAGGAUUAAGUCUGCUCAUUGGUCAUUGAAUAAAUUUUUGGAACAUAGUAAAGGAGAUUUCUGUAAGGCAUGGAAUGAUAUGAAUGACAUGUUGAAGUUCCAAAUUAUUAAGAUCAAAGGUUCAUUUGAGAUAAGUAAGGGUCGCAAAGAGCAUAUAUACAACAAUCCAUUCUAUGAGAAAUUGAUUUGGGUUGUAUCCAAGAAAACCUUAACUGAUAUUGUUCAUGAAUACAAUAGAGUUAGCUAUGUCGGUAACGACAAAGGUGCGUGUUGUUGUAUACUUAGAAACACUCAUGGAUUACCUUGUGCAUGUGAGUUGGCACGAUACAAGCUGGAAGGUGUUCCAAUCCCAUUAGAUGUUGUUCAUAUACAUUGGAGGAAAUUAACCAUGAAUACUGAUCAAGAGGAAGAAAAGUUGGCAAAUGAUUCAGAGUUGGACAUUACAUCGGAGAUGAAUAAAAUUUGGAAAACAUGGAAAACACUUAAUGUUGCUGGAAGAAUGACAUUAAAGAGCAAGUUGCAUGAAAUAGCAUAUCCAGAGACAAUAUCAAUGUGUGCACCACUGGAUAAGAUCAAAACAAAAUGUGGUGUUAAGAGGAAAAAAGGCAAUAGGCUGAAGGAAUUUGACGUAUAUCGCGACCCUUCAUACUUUGAGCAUGUUGAUACUCAAGUCUCCCAGCAAGCAUCCAAACAACACUCUCAGCAAGCACCUAUGACGAGUCAAGUUAGAAAAUAUUUUGACGAGUUUCCUCCUUUAAUUCAUCCAUAUAUUGAAGACAUAGUUAAUGUUAAAGCAGAUGGAAACUGUGGAUAUCGUGCUAUUGCUGCUUUACUUGGUCAUAGUGAAGAAUACUGGAGCAUUGUGCGUCAACAGUUGUAUACAGAGAUUAAGUCCAAACCUGAUUUAUAUGAUGUAUUAUUCAAGGAACGUUUGCAAGAAGUGACAGACUCUUUACUCGUAACUGAGUUUGAAAACCAAGCUAACGAGAAGUGGAUGAGCAUUCCUGAUAUGGGUUACGUGAUAGCAACAAAAUAUAAUCUCGUGCUUGUUACUUUGGGAAAAACUUUUUGUUUGACUUUUUUCCCAUUGAGGGGUGCACACAAUGGAGACAUGUCACGUGAUCGUGUUAUCAGCAUUGGUUUUGUUAAUGAAAGUCAUUGGGUUCAAGUUAAAUUGAAAUUUGCAUGUCCGUUACCUCCACUUGCAUGGCAUUGGAAGAAGUACCGUAGUGAUGAGUCUACAUCAUGGGCUAUAGCUUAUACAAGACGUCUACAACAUUGGGGUUCAUUAGAUUUAGAAAAUAUAUCAGAUUAUAUGUCUUUGGCAGAUGAUUGACAUUUUUUAUUUAUAUGUUGUUUUCAAAUGUAACAAGAUUCAUUCAAUAUAUAUGUUUU